Messenger RNA from Molossus molossus (Pallas's mastiff bat), 1283 nucleotides. Its product is annotated as long-wave-sensitive opsin 1. Gene Ontology annotation, molecular function: G protein-coupled receptor activity. Lineage: Eukaryota; Metazoa; Chordata; Mammalia; Chiroptera; Molossidae. The coding region runs from base 76 to 1170 and encodes 364 amino acids. Gene Ontology annotation, biological process: G protein-coupled receptor signaling pathway; phototransduction; visual perception. The record is from RefSeq and is a predicted model, not a curated record. Gene Ontology annotation, cellular component: membrane; photoreceptor outer segment. The transcript is spliced from 6 exons.
GGCUUGUAUAAAGCACUGUAACCCCCAGACAGUGCCAGAACUGGCAGACAUCAAGAGACAGGGCUUUCUAGAGCCAUGGCCCAGCUAUGGGGCCCCCAAAGGCUUGCAGGAGGACAGCUGCAGGCUGACUUUGAGGACAGCACCCAGGCGAGCGUCUUUACCUAUACCAACAGCAACACCACCAGAGGCCCCUUUGAAGGCCCCAAUUACCACAUUGCUCCCAGAUGGGUGUACCACCUCACCAGUGCCUGGAUGGUCUUCGUAGUCAUUGCAUCUGUCUUCACUAAUGGGCUUGUGCUGGUGGCCACCAUGAGGUUCAAGAAGCUGCGCCAUCCUCUGAACUGGAUCCUGGUGAACUUGGCGGUCGCUGACCUAGCAGAGACCAUCAUCGCCAGCACCAUCAGCAUUGUGAACCAGAUCUAUGGCUACUUUGUGCUGGGCCACCCUCUGUGCAUCGUGGAGGGCUACACUGUCUCGCUCUGUGGGAUCACGGGUCUCUGGUCCCUGGCCAUCAUUUCCUGGGAGAGGUGGAUGGUGGUCUGCAAGCCUUUUGGCAACGUAAGAUUUGAUGCCAAACUGGCUAUCGCAGGUAUCACCUUCUCCUGGGUCUGGGCUGCUGUGUGGACGGCCCCGCCCAUCUUUGGUUGGAGCAGGUACUGGCCUCAUGGCCUGAAGACUUCAUGCGGCCCAGAUGUGUUCAGCGGUAGCUCGUACCCUGGGGUGCAGUCGUACAUGAUUGUCCUCAUGACCACAUGCUGCAUCAUCCCGCUCAGCGUCAUCGUGCUUUGCUACCUCCAAGUGUGGUUGGCCAUCCGAGCUGUGGCAAAGCAGCAGAAAGAAUCCGAAUCCACCCAGAAGGCAGAGAAGGAGGUGACACGCAUGGUGGUGGUGAUGAUCCUGGCAUACUGCCUCUGCUGGGGGCCCUACACCUUCUUUGCAUGCUUUGCUGCUGCGCACCCUGGCUACGCCUUCCACCCUCUGGUGGCCGCCCUGCCAGCUUACUUUGCCAAAAGUGCCACUAUCUACAACCCCAUUAUCUAUGUCUUUAUGAACCGUCAGUUUCGAAACUGCAUCUUGCAGCUUUUUGGGAAGAAAGUGGAUGAUAGCUCUGAACUCUCCAGCACCUCAAAAACGGAGGCUUCAUCUGUCUCUUCGGUGUCACCUGCAUGAGUCUCUCCCAGGAAAAUGUAACCCCUGUUCCACUCACCGAGGCUUUGGCCCCACCCCCACCAUCCCUUCUUCUCCACCCCUGUGAGAUAAAUGUAGUUUCUCUUUGCCAAAAA